Molecule: messenger RNA, 3595 nt
Organism: Anguilla anguilla (European eel)
Lineage: Eukaryota; Metazoa; Chordata; Actinopteri; Anguilliformes; Anguillidae
Product: SRSF protein kinase 1-like
Exons: 17
Coding region: 115-2193 (692 amino acids)
Biological process (GO): protein phosphorylation; spliceosomal complex assembly; regulation of mRNA processing
Molecular function (GO): protein kinase activity; ATP binding
Source: RefSeq, a predicted model, not a curated record
ACGCAAACGAGUGAAGCUGACCCGCAAAGACCAAGAGGGCGUGGACAGCGUUUGGGUCCGUAAAUUUCCAGCGGUACGCAUGUGCAGGAGUAGAAACCGUUCAAGAGGUAUUCCAUGAGUUGCCGGUCCAACAUGGAGAGAAAAGUCCUAGCGCUACAGGCAAGAAAGAAAAGAGUCAACAAGGGGAAAAAAUCUACGAAAAAGCCUGACCCCCACCCCAGAGCUCCCCCGCGGCAGGAGGACUCCCCCCAGCAGGAGCCGGAGGAGGAGAUCCUGGGUUCUGACGAUGAGGAGCAGGAGGACCCCAAUGAUUACUGCAAGGGUGGAUACCACCAUGUGAAGAUCGGGGACCUGUUCAACGGGCGGUACCACGUGAUCCGAAAGUUGGGCUGGGGCCACUUCUCCACUGUGUGGCUGGCCUGGGACCUGCAGGGGAAGCGCUUUGUGGCCAUGAAGGUGGUGAAGAGCGCGGAGCACUACACUGAGACCGCGCUGGACGAGAUCAAGCUGCUGCGAACGGUCAGAAAUACGGAUCCAGAUGACCCCAACAGGGAGAGAGUUGUCCAGUUGUUGGAUGAUUUCAAGAUCUCUGGCGUCAACGGCACUCAUGUGUGCAUGGUGUUUGAGGUGAUGGGACACCACCUGCUCAAGUGGAUCAUCAAAUCCAACUACCAGGGUCUGCCUCUGCCCUGUGUCAAGACCAUCAUACGACAGGUUCUGCAAGGCCUGGACUACCUGCACACGAAGUGUAAGAUCAUCCACACGGACAUCAAGCCGGAGAACAUCCUGAUGAGCGUGGACGAGCCCUACGUCCGGCGUCUAGCCGCUGAAGCCACAGAGUGGCAGAAGGCUGGAGCUCCGCCCCCUUCUGGCUCUGCUGUGAGUACAGCUCCACCACCAAAACAAGUUUCGCAGCCAGCAGUGGUAGCCAGAGGACGAGAGAGAAGCCUGAGGCACAGACAGAAAGGCAGGCAGAGCGGUCGUGUAGAGUCAGUGAUAGGUGGAAGGUGGAUGCUGGGAGCACCUGGGAGAAGGCUGGUUUUUCAGGUGGUGAAGAUGUCGAAGAAUAAGAAGAAGAAGCUGAAGAAGAAGCAGAAGCGUCAGGCAGAGCUCCUGGAGAAGCGCAUCCUGGAGCUGGAGGAGCUGGAGAAGGGUUGCGAGGAUGGGGAGGAGGAGAAGGAGGACCCUCAAUCGCCUGAGGGGCCCACCUGUGUCCCCCUCCAACAGGCCUCCUUCCAGGACAUCGCCUGCAAGGUCACAGAAGAAAGCAGCACUGAAGGGUGGGGUCAGGACGAGGGCGUGAUGGAGGUGAACUGCAACGGCCACACCCCCAACAGCCCCCCCCAGGGGAGGGAGAAAGAGGAGGAGGAGCAGCCAGACCAGUGCGAGGAAGAAGACCGCCGCAACGCAAAUGAUGGCCUGCAGGGGGAGCACGACUCGCAGGCACAGCAGGAGCCGCUCGCCAACGCCACCUACCAGACCUGCAACGGCCUGGCCGACGACGGUGACCUCAGUGACGUGAGCCACUCGGCGCCCUCUACGUGGCAGGAGGAAGAACGGCAGCCUGAGGAACCGGGCACCGGGUGCGCCGAGGCAGAGAACGUUCUGGAAAGCCAGGAGGAGAGCCUGAGGAACGCUAAGUUGGCGGCCGGAAACCUGCUGGUGAACCUGCUGGAGCCGUUCAACUCUGACAAGAUCCAGGUGAAGAUCGCGGACCUGGGGAACGCCUGCUGGGUGCACAAGCACUUCACAGAGGACAUCCAGACGCGGCAGUACCGCUCCCUGGAGGUCCUGAUCGGUGCGGGGUACAACACACCCGCCGACGUCUGGAGCACGGCCUGCAUGGCGUUCGAGUUGGCGACGGGGGACUACCUGUUCGAGCCGCACUCUGGUGAAGACUACUCUCGUGAUGAAGACCACAUUGCGCUGAUCAUUGAGCUGCUGGGGAAGGUUCCACGCAAGCUCAUUGUGGCUGGCAAAUACUCCAAGGAUUUUUUCACCAAGAAAGGUGACCUGAAGCACAUCACUAAGCUGAAGCCGUGGGGCCUGCUGCAGGUGCUGGUGGAGAAGUACGAAUGGCAGCCGGAGGAAGCGCAGACCUUCUCAGACUUCCUACUGCCCAUGCUGGACCUCAUCCCGGAGAAGAGGGCCACCGCCGCAGAGUGCCUGCGCCAUGCCUGGAUCGCCUCCUAGUGGCAGCUCCGGGCAACUGCGCCUCCCUGUCCCGACCCCUCCACAUGACAGUGACUGAAUCAGCCAGCCUCAGCCAUAACGGCAGUAUCCCAGAGAAACUCCCUCCAAAAAUACUAGCACAUUUAUUAAUUUAUUUGUUUUAUUUUUUGUUUCGUAUAAUUUCGUUUUUCUUCCUUUCUGAACGUUACUUGAGUAUGUCUGCUUUUUUCAUGUUGUUCCCCCCCCUCCUGAACUCUAUUGAAGAUACUGAUGCUGGAGAAUGGUGGUUUUUGGCCACGCCCACUCACAGGCUUCUUCUUUGUCCAUUUCCACGCUGCAAUGUUUAAAAAAAUUGUUUUAUUUUUUAAUUUUUUUUUGUUGAAGCAGAAUAUCAGCAACUCCAAAGACAUUACCUGCAGUGUAGUGCAGCGGUCAGUUUAUGGGCUGUUUUUGUGUUGGAUAGUGUUUGCAUUGUUUCUAUAUGACUAACAGAUGACAGCUGUGUCAUUUUCUGAGGUGCUUAGCAUUAGUCAGAGCUCACAGCAGUAGGGGGCGCUAGAGAAGGCUGUGAGAGGGGCACUAUGCUGCCAGUGUUGCCCAAAACCACAAACAGACUUUGUACCUUCUCCAUAAAGGCCAUGUACUUGUCUUUCCUCAGUUCACACAUGGGGAGUUUAUCUAUCGACAGCUUCAGCAGGAAUGGUCAGCUUGUUGAGAGAUUAUACGUAUAUUUGACGAGUUCCCCAGCCUCUGUUUCAAUCUUCUGAUAAAAUCUGCGUUGGUUUGAUAGGCUAAUUUUGGUCCUCCUUUAGGUUUUCUUUUUCUAAUGUGAUGAUAGUCUUUUCCAAAUACAAAAUGGAGGCUGCCACUGUCCACAGUGAAGCAGUUGAAUGAUUGGGUGUGUGUGUUUUCAGUGUGUGUGUGUGUCUGUUCUGUGUGCCUGUGGGUGUUCUGUGCAUGUGUGUGUGUGUGUGUGUUUGUGUGCGUGAAUACACUCUUACCAAAGAGUUUGCCUUCUGUAUAUUACAACCUUGUACAGUUUUUACCGAAUUCAGAUACUGUUGUGUAUUAGAUUUAAAAAAAAUAUUUCGCCGGCAAUGUUUUAACUAAUUUUGGGAAAAGUCUGGGUUUGGAUUUCCUAACUCUUCUGUAAGUCUAGCUGUUUUUUUUUUUUUUUAAAGAAAGGAAACACACACAAAAAGGUUUCCAUAACAUUGCUCUUCAGUUUGUUUUCAGUCUAAAAAGAAGCCAAGGGCUUGUGCUGCUGUGAGAUGCCAGCCGCCUGCUCUCUUCUGCUCAGCUUGUUUUCAUUACACAGGUCUUCCGCGCUUCCCUUGUUCAACAUGCUUGCUCACUGCGGAACAUGAAUAGAAAUAUUUUCCCCCCUGUGGAUCAUAGGUAAUAAAGAGGUUUUUAAAAUGAA